Messenger RNA from Scomber japonicus (chub mackerel), 3533 nucleotides. It is a transcript of the gene tyw1, whose product is annotated as tRNA-yW synthesizing protein 1 homolog (S. cerevisiae). The record is from RefSeq and is a predicted model, not a curated record. Gene Ontology annotation, molecular function: FMN binding; catalytic activity; 4 iron, 4 sulfur cluster binding. Lineage: Eukaryota; Metazoa; Chordata; Actinopteri; Scombriformes; Scombridae. Gene Ontology annotation, biological process: wybutosine biosynthetic process. Bases 43 to 2325 code for a protein of 760 amino acids. The transcript has 16 exons.
CCAAACAACAUGGUUCCAAACAGAAAGUGAAGAAUUAAUAAUAUGAUUUCCAAGACAUAUUUUGCAAUGAUGCACCGUUUCGUCGUAAUAAUCUUUGUCUUCGUGAAUUGUGUUUGCACUUUGGAUACUAAAGUGUCACAAGCUUCCCACAGUGACAGUCAGAGUUAUUUCAUGGCAAUAUGGCACAACAGACUGUACUUAUACUCAGCUGCUGCACUUGUGUUUGGGGUCUGGUUCUCACUGAAGAUGGCACUAAAGAGGCGAAGCCUCUCCAAUGAAGUCGGCUCGUGGGUCUACAAAGCAGUGAAGAACAACGAUUCCUCUGGCAGAGAUGCUGUGGUUCAUGUGUCACGGGUUAACAUCUUCUACGGUUCACAGACAGGAACGGCAAAAGGAUUUGCAAAAGAGCUGUCAGAGGAGGUGAAGACACUUGGCAUACCAACCGAGGUGAUUGACAUGAAAGACUACGAUCCAGAUGAUCAACUUGCUGAUGAGUGCACCAACAAGUCAGUCUGUGUAUUUCUUGUGGCCACCUACACUGACGGACAGCCUACGGAGAACGCUGAGUGGUUCUGUAAGUGGCUGGAGGAGGCGUCCACUGACUUCAGAUAUGGCAAGACCUACCUCAAAGGCCUCAGAUAUGCAGUGUUCGGUCUUGGCAACUCUGUCUAUGUUGGCCACUACAACACGGUAGGUAAAAACGUGGACAAGUGGCUGUGGAUGCUGAGUGGCAUGCGAAUCAUGACCAGGGGAGAGGGCGACUGCAACGUGGUGAAGAGCCGUAAUGGCAGCGUCCAGGCAGACUUCCUGGCCUGGAAGGGCAAGUUCCUUAACCGUCUACAGGCCCUGUCCAAGGGCGAGAAGAAGAAAUGCAGUGGGAACUGUAAGAAUGGAGGAACCUGCAAUAACAAGAACAAGAAGAAAGACAGACAAGAGGAGGAGGCGGCAGCUCUGCAGAAUAACAGCUCAGAGGAGGAUCUGUUGGAGUCCAGCAGUGAUGAGGAGGACUCUGCCAUGCAAGAUGAAAAGACACCUGGUUCAGUGGUUGACAUGGAGGAUCUGGGCAACAUCAUGAACAGCGUCAAAAAAGCCAAGAGCAAAGAGGAGGGCAAAGGAGACAUCCAGAUGGUGAAGCUAUCCAAGCUGAACGGAGUGAAGAAGACUGAAGAUGAAGGGGAAAGAAGAGAGAUGAUCACUCCUACCCUUAGAGAAGCACUGACUAAGCAAGGGUACAAACUAAUUGGAAGCCACUCAGGCGUAAAGCUUUGUCGAUGGACCAAGUCCAUGUUACGAGGGAGAGGAGGCUGUUACAAGCACACCUUCUAUGGUAUUGAGUCCCACCGGUGCAUGGAGACCACCCCGAGUCUCGCCUGUGCUAACAAGUGUGUCUUCUGCUGGAGACAUCACACCAACCCUGUGGGCACAGAGUGGCGUUGGAAGAUGGAUCCUGCUGAGAAAAUCCUGGAGGACGCUCUGGAGAAGCAUCAAAACAUGAUUCGACAGUUUAGAGGUGUUCCUGGAGUGAAGCCGGAGCGAUACGAGGAGGGCUUGGCAGUCAAGCACUGUGCCCUCUCUCUGGUGGGUGAGCCAAUCAUGUACCCUGAGAUCAAUGCCUUCGUCCGCCUCCUCCACUCCCACCACAUCUCCAGUUUCCUGGUGACCAAUGCACAGUUCCCCAAGGAAAUCAGGAGUCUGGUGCCAGUUACCCAGCUGUAUGUGAGUGUGGAUGCGAGCACCAAAGAUAGCCUAAAGAAGAUUGACCGACCACUUUUUAAGGACUUCUGGCCACGUUUCAUAGACAGCCUCAAAGCCCUGGGAGAGAAGAGACAGAGGACGGUGUACAGACUGACGCUGGUGAAGUCCUGGAAUGUGGAGGAGAUGCAGGCCUACUCGGAGCUCAUAGCUAUGGGCCAGCCGGACUUCAUUGAGGUCAAGGGAGUGACGUACUGUGGGGAGAGUUCUGCCAGCAGCCUGACCAUGGCUAAUGUCCCGUGGCACCAGGAAGUGGUCACCUUUGUCCAACAGCUGGCUGACAUGCUGCCUCAGUAUGAGAUCGCCUGCGAGCAUGAGCACUCUAACUGUCUGCUCAUCGCACACACCAAGUUCAAGGUGGACGGCGAGUGGUGGACGUGGAUCGACUACGACCGUUUCCAGGAACUGGUCCAGGCUUAUGAGGAAAGUGGGGGAGAGCAGAGCUUCUCAGCCCUGGACUACAUAGCCAAGACACCCAGCUGGGCUCUUUUCGGGGCCCACGAGCAAGGUUUCGACCCUGUCGACACACGUUACCAACGACGCAACAAAACCAAAGACAUCUCAGGAUGCUGAUAAAUUAGAGAGGGAAAAGUAGGAUGAAUCCGUACUGAUCUUACAAGUUACUAGUAAGAAGGUUUCUCCCUUGUUUCUCUUCUUUGGAUUUUUAAUCGUAUUGGCUUGACCCCCCAAGAUCAGCCCAAAUUGCCUAAAUCUAUUCAUUCACUUAUUUCCAAGACGUUCCCUUAAGUUCUUCUUUUGUUUUGUUUAGAUUUUCCCUCUUUUGUUGAAGGAUUCCUUAUUAUACUGUAAGUGUCAAUGGCUUUGAUCUUUAUAACCACUAUUGGCAGCACAUGGGUAGGUUUACAUUGUAUAUGUUAGACCUGGCAGUAGCUUCAUCACCAUCCUCAUUUUUGACGUUUUCUUUUUUUGAAUAAUCCAAGUUAAUGUGAGGCCACCGCACUGCACAGGAUAUGAUUAGCUGUUGGAAGUAACACCUUUUCCUCCCCUCGUGUCAUCUGUGGGAGCUACACAUCUCUCCCAGACACCUUUGCUCUCUUCCACCUACUCAUUAGGACAGUAGUUGUUUGUGUUUUGCAGCGAGAGACUCGAGCAGUAAGAUAAGAGCAUCAAGGCUGCAUCUCCGCUGGGAGCACGGUCGUCUUCUUAAUGCCCUCUUUGUUUUUUGAGUGCAACUGUUGUAUUGUAGUACAUUCCCAGCAGUGUCAGCACUUGGUUUAAGAUUUAUUUAUUUUUUGGCCUAGUAGGCAGUGAAGAGGCAGACAAGGAAACAUGGGGAGAGAAAGAUGGGUAUGACAUGCAACGAAUAAAAUAGAUUUCUGUAUUGCAUUCAACGACCUCAGUCAUUAUAUCACUAACUCUUACAGCUCUGAGUUAAAUUGAAACAUAACUGAAUACAAAAAUAAAUGGUUAUUGUACAGCACUUUAAAUGUUUAAUUUAGCUACAAUUCAGGACAGGGUUUGAUUAUAAUGGUGGUGAUGUGGCUACAUAUGGGUCUAACUAACAUACGCCUCCCCGAGUCCAGCAUGCCAGAAAAAAAGCCUAUUACUGAUGUUUUAAUCCAGAUGUAUAAAUUAAGUUCAUUUUAAGUGGUUUUUAUUUGUAUGUAAAUCCAGAUGUAAACAUUUAAGUCACUUUUGAUUUGUAGUUUUGUUAAGAUCUCUGUUGCUGCAGUGUCUCCCUGUAGGGAGGAUCGUCCAGAGCAGCAGGUGUGGGUGUGUGUGUGUGUGUGAAUCAUAUAUCACUGUAAUAAAUGUUUUUG